ACUGAAGGCUGAGAACGAGAGGACGAUUUGAGCUGCGUGCAGGUGAAUGAACGUUCUGUGACCGGUGGCUUGGCCUUCUUCCUGCCUUCGUAGAGAUGGAUGAUGGCGUCUUGGUUGUCCUAUAAUAGAAAGGAGCGCUGAGCACGUACAAUGGCUUCCAGUUCCACCUGCUGGUGGUUCCAUGUGCUAUUCCUAACUACUCUCUCCCACCUGUGUGUCCGCCCAGAGGGGACGAGCUCUGGAAAUGCGACAUACACGAGUGAUGUUACUAAAGGACCCGACCCGAUCUAUACAACCGGGGAGGAGACCACUGAGCCACCGACCACCUAUCUAGGGACAGGAACCACUUAUCCCACGACAUACACGAGUGAUGUUACUACAGGACCCGACCCGAUCUAUACAACCAGGGAGGAGACCACUGAGCCACCGACCACCCAUCUAGGGACAGGAACCACUUAUCCCACGACAUACACGAGUGAUGUUACUAAAGGACCUGACCCGAUCUAUACAACCAGGGAGGAGACCACUGAGCCACCAACCACCUAUCUAGGGACAGGAACCACUUAUCCCACGACAUACACGAGUGAUGUUACUACAGGACCCGACCCGAUCUAUACAACCAGGGAGGAGACCACUGAGCCACCGACCACCCAUCUAGGGACAGGAACCACUUAUCCCACGACAUACACGAGUGAUGUUACUACAGCACCCGACCCGAUCUAUACAACCAGGGAGGAGACCACUGAGCCACCGACCACCCAUCUAGGGACAGGAACCACUUAUCCCACGACAUACACGAGUGAUGUUACUACAGGACCCGACCCGAUCUAUACAACCAGGGAGGAGACCACUGAGCCACCGACCACCCAUCUAGGGACAGGAACCACUUAUCCCACGACAUACACGAGUGAUGUUACUAAAGGACCCGACCCGAUCUAUACAACCAGGGAGGAGACCACUGAGCCACCGACCACCCAUCUAGGGACAGGAACCACUUAUCCCACGACAUACACGAGUGAUGUUACUACAGGACCCGAUCCGAUCUAUACAACCAGGGAGGAGACCACUGAGCCACCGACCACCCAUCUAGGGACAGGAACCACUUAUCCCACGACAUACACGAGUGAUGUUACUAAAGGACCCGACCCGAUCUAUACAACCAGGGAGGAGACCACUGAGCCACCGACCACCCAUCUAGGGACAGGAACCACUUAUCCCACGACAUACACGAGUGAUGUUACUACAGGACCCGACCCGAUCUAUACAACCAGGGAGGAGACCACUGAGCCACCGACCACCCAUCUAGGGACAGGAAACCACUUAUCCCAGUAA
Pseudophryne corroboree (corroboree frog) is the source of this 1332-nucleotide messenger RNA. Its product is annotated as hepatitis A virus cellular receptor 1-like. Bases 151 to 1332 code for a protein of 393 amino acids. NCBI's taxonomy places the organism in Eukaryota, Metazoa, Chordata, Amphibia, Anura, Myobatrachidae. The transcript is spliced from 11 exons. The record is from RefSeq and is a predicted model, not a curated record.